AUGAAACGUCGUAAAUCGUAUACAGCAGCUUUCAAGCUAGACGCCGUCAAUUAUCGUGAUUUGCAUGGAACCUUGGCAGCGGCUAGUCAUUUUGAAGUCACUGAAGCAAUGAUAAGAAAGUGGGUUGUUGAUCGACAAAAUCUUCAAGAGAUGCCAGCAAUGAAGAGAGCCCGACGAUACAAAAAGCCAAGCGUUGAAGAAGUUGAAGAUGCCAUCUACAACUGGGUUGUCAAAAAACGAGAAGAAAAUAGAGCUGUCACGGUGAAAGAAAUAAGGACCAAAGCAAAGGAAUUAGCAGAAGAGCAUGGUCACCAAAAUUUCAAAGCAUCUGCGCAUUGGUGCAUCCUGUUUAUGGCGCAAAAAAAGCUCUCUGUACGAAGAAGAACAAGUGUCGGUCAACCAUUACCGUCUGACCAUCUACAAAAAUGCUCGGAUUUUCGAAAGUUCGUUGCAGCUGAAGCCUUAAACGUAUCCCCUUUCAAUUUGGGAAAUAUUGAUGAAGAUUUCGUGAAGAAAUCUGACCAUAAGUACAUAGUGGAGAUGGUGAAGAUGGAUAGGACUUUUCGUCGAUUUCGAGUACGAAAGCGGACCAUGAGGAGUUCCGAAGGUGAUGAUUCUGAUGAAGAAGGCAGUGAAGAAGAAGAAGUGAAAAUGGGGGUCUCUGAGCGCUCCAUAAAUUAUCGUGUUCCCAGUGGAAAUGCAUAUACAGUGGCUCGUCAUUCAGAUCCUGGAGGUUGUACCUUUUCUGGAUGCAAAAUUUCAUCGAUGGAUCGAUGUCAUUCAUCGGGAUAUGUUUCUGCAGCAUCGAAAAGUCCUCGGCUUUUCUGUCCACCACAAUUACUGUUUCCAGUACAGCCGCAAGUCCGGUAUGUUAGUGAAAGAAUUAUCGAGGUGUUUACUGCAAAUACAACAGGCCGAGUCGAGCUUCAUCAAAUCUUGCACCCUAAUAUGCCCCGGCACUCCAUUUAUCAAGUGGAGUCGAUAGAUUUAACGGAUGAACAAACAAGACAUCGUGUAACCGCGAGAGAUUUUGUUGAUCGAGCACCGUUUUCUGUUCAUGGCACUUUUGAUGGACGUAUUGGCAUUACCAAGUCUUCUUGUACGUUAGAAAAGAAAAAGUUGGUUGCUGUCGAGAUCUGGAAAGGGGAGGAUCCAGUGGUAAAUGCCAAAAUAAACCAGCUGGAUAAUGGGUUUUUGGCAGCUACGGAUUUUCAGUGCGUUCCAGCGACGACCUCCUUAUUUGUGUUGGAUCUUGUGAGCCAGAACAAAUUCUCCCUCAAACCUAGGAUUGUGUUUAACGGAACAACAUCAUCAAAUAUGUUGGAUGUUUGUUGGCUUUGGGAUCAUCCCUCACGUUUGUUGUUAUCUACCACUGACAGUGUACGAUUAUUUGAUAUUCGUUGUCCUAAUCAAACAGACCAAGCUUUAUUUCUUGAUCAUGGUAUCACGCAUAUGGCUAGCAACAAAUUUAGGACCCACGUGUUCGCUGGAUUCAAUGAAGAGGAAGUUCAUAUAUACGACAGUAGGCGCCUUUUCGGUCCUAUUCAACGAAUUAAUAUUCCAAUAGACGGCAGAAACGGACUCUCUUCCAUAAAGUGGAAUCCUUAUCUGCCAUUUGAGUUGCUGCUACACUUUCGAGGUUCUGAAAGAAUUUUGCGGUGUAAUGUACAGGAGUUAUCUUUUGAUCCUUUUCGAAGAGUGAAAAUUGAUAGCUUUACGACAGAUCAACUUUUUUCUAUUGAACAAAUAUGGGAUGGAACAGUAUCACCUGAUCUCAUAGAUGCCCGAAUGAAAACAUAUAAUGGAACAGAGGAGCUUUACCAAAUUCUCUCCUACGGAGAGAUGUACGACAAGUGCAAAGAAGAUUCGGAUACACCUAUGCCUCUGUGUUGGACAACACCAGCGCCUGGUAGAAAUGAAAGUGACGAAGAGGAUGGCACUGUGAAGUUAGUGGAACAUCCAGUCUUUGUGGGAUCGAAUUCUUCCUUAGGAAUCAGAGAUUCUAAUGAAUCCCACUUGUCUCCAUUUUUUGUGCCGACCGUUUUACGCAGGGUGCAGUCCGACUCGCAUCUAGCUUGUAAAGUUCCUCGAAGUGAUAUGGAGCGUGGAUCGUCUGCAUCAACGCGUGUGUCAACACCGUUAGUUCAAAGUAAUUCAAUUGUUGAGUUACUCCAACCAGAUAGAUUCCAGACGACUCCAUCGUCAAGAGUUCCCAAUCACAUGAUUGGCGAUCAGACCAGUGCGAAGGUGACCGGCCCACUAUGUAGAAGUCAAGAUAGCUCGAUCGAUAAGGCACAGGCUCAAUUUUUUGCUGCAAGUAAUUUGACGAACAGUUCUCUGUUAUUGGCAAGUGUGGAGGUCAGAUCAGGAGGCAAGACCAGUUUGGAAGACAACGGCGUUGGUAGCGAUAGGGGUACACGUCCAGAGGAAGAUCCGUCUGUACCUCAGUCGAGUGCACCGAAAUCAUUCUCCUGCAUAGAGGAGGAGUUUGAGAAAAUUACCAGCAAGCAUGUGAACAGUUUAGCGACUGUGUUUCAUCAUCUUGGUCUGGAUAUGACUAAAACGGAGAAAUUACGUGAUCUGCAAGAGAGAAUCGAAGUUGUUAUGAACGACUAUGGUAAUGAUAUACCGUACGUCAUUCGAACUUCUCUAUUUGAUAGCCGCUACUCAGUAACAGCGAGCAAAGUUGACAGCGGUUAUCGAAUCAAGCUCCAUCACAAAAUAUACUCGUUCGAUUUUGCUCCUGCAGGAUACAGUGGGCUUCUAUGUCUCGUAGAACAACCCAAUGGUCGGUCAAGAUUUGUAUUUGCUCCGUUCGUAGCGCCUGACGAAGGAUUCGCUGUGAAACCUGAGUUUAUCAAUGUUUUGGAAGAAACACGGAUGUGGGAGUCGUUCGAUUCAAUUCCAAAACACCUAUACGAAACAAUGAAAUCACGCUUGGUUAAUGGUAUGGACAAUAUCGACGACCGGAAACCGCUGUUGUCAAUUUUUCGCGGAUUGGCGGGGCAAAUUCCGAAGCGGUGGACGCAAUGGUUACUGAGUGCGGCCCGACAACAGCAAAUUUGUUAUGAUAUGCGUGGUGUUGGUGAUAUGGAUGACGCUACCACGGAUCCCGAUGAUUUUUCGGGAAACGAAAAGAACUCGAUAGGACCUGAAGAGUACACCAAUAACCCUACUUUAGACGUGAAAGGGCUCCCUGGUAUUCUUCAACUGUGUACAUUAGAAUCGGAGUCAGAUGUAACAUGGCAAGAUUGCGAUUCUGAGCAUUUCUCAUUCAUCAAGAUUGCUCGAUCACGUGUACGACGGAUGAUAUUGGCCCCGUACUGCUUACCCGUGAGCGAGGACCGUAUGGUGUCUGAUGAAAAAUUCGCAGCAAACAAAGACAUCCCUCGACAAAUACCUGUGAUAUAUCUCUGCCUCAUAAAUGGCGAUUCAGAACGAUUUAUUGAGUAUACCUUACUUAUUCGACGUAAACUCGGAAAACCGGUAUUUACUGAGAAUCCGUGCUCAUUCUUGAAUGCUUUCUGUUUCUUCGGUACAGUUGUGUUCAGAUACCUAAACCAAAUUUGUGAUGCAGAGAACAAGUCAUCAGCAAAAUAUGAUGCCAGACGCCUUCGGUUGGAGGACAAAAUUCAUGCGUUCGUAAAGGAACAUUGUAAGUCACCUACCCUCAACCCGUUGUUCAUACCGAUGUUGCUUUUUUUACUUGGAGUGCUAACUUCUACACAUCCUAUGGAAUACACAAGAAUUGUGCUCGAGAACCAGCGAAUACCGCUGAGUUUGCGGAUUGCUUGGUGCGUUAAUCUUCUGCCGACAAUAAAGAUGAAGGAAGCCUUGCACUUUCUUUUUGAACAGAGUACUGGUAUGGAUCGACUCCAGUUUGUGGGCCUAGGACGACAUCCAGAUUCACUACAUGUUCUUUCUGAGUAUCUAUAUUCGACUCAGGAUUGUCAAGUUGUGUCGCAUCUUCUUGUUGCUGGACGUUGUUUCGAGGGGGAUGACCCUAGUUAUGACGAAAAGAAGUCGGUCGAAAACAUGAAUCUCACAGUUGACGGUGAUAGCACUAAAGAAAUAUGCUCGAUUAGUUACCCAUCUUUGUACACUAUGUUUCCCACAAGCUACUUUUUAGUCACUGACGACUUGCCUGAUUUGUUGCAUCUCACUCGUGCUGAAUUCUGUAGGUAUUCCUACAUAUUGCAGCAAAUGGAGAGGUAUUGUCUCAGACGAAAGUUGCUGAACCUAGUACCACAAUUUCUUUGGCCUGAUUUCAAAACAUCGGUGGACAUAGCUUGCACUUUUUGUGGCUCAAGUUACGAGACUGCUCUGCGUAAUGCAGAGUCUGCAGUUACUGAACAAAUCGUUCAAGUAAGGUCCCGAUCGACGGCGAGCCGAACUACUGGCAGUAGAUCCUCGGCAUCCAUUAGCGGGACUUCGAUUGGUGGCCCAACAAUAUCUCUAUCAAUGUCAUCGGCAGGUCCGUCAGAUUCGGAAACAAGUACGAUUUCGGCGGCAACAGAAUUAUUACCAUAUGAUUACAACGGAGUAGAUGGUGGAACUGAAGCUGAGAUAAAACGUGCACCCGAUAGUGCGUGCCCUCAAUGUCGUAAAUCGUAUCCCCGUUGUUCUCUUUGUGGACUUUCUUACGGAACGCCAGUUAACGAUUAUGAUCAUCCAGCGGGAACAUUCUCUAUGAUGUUUUCUACUUGCCUGAUGUGUAGUCAUGGAGGACAUGCAAAGCACAUGAUAUCAUGGUUUGAAAAAGAGAGCGGAUGUCCAGUUCUGGGAUGUGAUUGCAGGUGUCUUCACCUCGAAAAUGGGGUUGGCGGACGAACUAAGCAGAGUAUAAUCACACCAUUCUGA
Messenger RNA from Necator americanus (New World hookworm), 4860 nucleotides. RefSeq lists its product as uncharacterized. Gene Ontology annotation, molecular function: protein binding. The coding region runs from base 1 to 4860 and encodes 1619 amino acids. The record is from RefSeq and is a predicted model, not a curated record. Gene Ontology annotation, cellular component: cytoplasm. NCBI's taxonomy places the organism in Eukaryota, Metazoa, Nematoda, Chromadorea, Rhabditida, Ancylostomatidae. Gene Ontology annotation, biological process: positive regulation of TORC1 signaling; cellular response to amino acid starvation. The transcript has 40 exons.